This is a messenger RNA of Paralichthys olivaceus (Japanese flounder), 1078 nucleotides long. The record is from RefSeq and is a predicted model, not a curated record. NCBI's taxonomy places the organism in Eukaryota, Metazoa, Chordata, Actinopteri, Pleuronectiformes, Paralichthyidae.
AGAGGAAGAAACCUUAAGUCUCGGCUGCACUGUAAAUCGUCUCAAGCUGCCAACACUGAGGGGUUUUGUUUUGAGGAAAUGUCCCAGUGGUCUCAUUCACUAGAGAGACUUCUAUCAUCCAAAUAUGGUACGAAGAUAUUCCAGGCCUUCCUGAAGUCCGAGUUCAGUGAUGAGAACAUUGAGUUUUGGAAAGUGUGUGAAGACUUCAAAACGAUCAAGUCAUCCUUCAGGAUGUCGUCCAGGGCCAAAAAGAUCUUCAAACGCUACAUCCAAGCUGAGGCUCCGAGAGAGAUUAACAUUGAUCACAAGACCAGGGAGCUGAUCAGGUGGAACAUUAAGGCGCCCACCACAGUGUGCUUCGAUGACGCACAGAGGAUUGUGUUUGGGCUAAUGGAGAGGGACUCUUAUCCACGUUUCCUCAAGUCUGACAUUUACCAGGCUCUAAUGGACUCCAUGUUGGAAUCAGUGAAGUUGUAAAGAACGUAGACACUGGGGACAUUGUAUUUGUCAAAGCUGUGUCAAAAUGCUGACAGUGAACUUAUGACAGACUCAACCUGAGAAAAGCUAUUGUGGGUGUUUGCUUGUCUUUGGGAAGAGCACAGCCAACAGCAUUCAAAACAUUCAAAAUGUUCAGCACAUUCAUGCCUUUCUUUUCGGCUGGAGAAGCCAUGUUUUGCGGAUGCACCUGUUGUAAUAGUGCCUGUAGAGCAAAGCGAAAGACUUCCCAUAAAUGCAACGAUUUCUACAGUAACAAAGAGAGGGACUUUCUGUGACAGAUGCCAGGAAGUGGAUGUGUUACACCUAACACCUUCCACCCAAGACUGAAAAGCUACAUUUGCACAACGUCUUAUCUUUGGUCUGUUGUUAUGACUAAACCAACAGAUCAGUAGAUGGCAUCAAGACGUGGAUUUUUCUGUCCUCUGUGCUGUCACGCUAAACUAUCUGUUAUGUAAUGUUACAAAGAACCUAAUCUGUUAAGAGAUAUAAGAUAUACUCCACAGUGUCUGAAAGCAUCAUGAGUGUGACUAUUAAGAUGGAUUUGCGCAUGAUUAAUAAACAGUAAUUCUUUUUGAACAAA